This is a messenger RNA of Pestalotiopsis fici W106-1, 1014 nucleotides long. RefSeq lists its product as uncharacterized. Gene Ontology annotation, biological process: proteolysis. Gene Ontology annotation, molecular function: serine-type endopeptidase activity. Lineage: Eukaryota; Fungi; Ascomycota; Sordariomycetes; Amphisphaeriales; Sporocadaceae. The transcript has 3 exons. The coding region runs from base 1 to 1014 and encodes 337 amino acids. The record is from RefSeq and is a predicted model, not a curated record.
AUGAAGUUGACGGCCAAGGGUCAGAAUCGCAAGUUUGUUGCCUCAUCGACACAAGAUGGACCACAAAUUUUAAGCGAGAAAAUUGUCUCUUCGGAAGAAUGGCUGGACAACAUUGACGUCUUGAAAAGCGUGAUGGAGGCCUCGGGCUUACAGAAACGUGGGCACAAGACUGUAAAGGUCUGCGUCAUCGACACGGGAUUCGACCCGAAAGACAAGAAUCUACCCAAAAUCAAAGGCUACAAAGAUUUUGUGAAUCCAGAAGCCACCAGCAAGAGUGACAAUACUUGGCAUGGCACAACUUCAGCGAGCAUUAUUCUGUCGAUUUUUGACGGCUGUGAAUUAUAUGUCGCCAGAGUGUUUCAAUCCGAUGACACUGACGACAGGACGGAACCGGAACUGAUGGCCCAGGCCAUAGAAUGGUCGAUUACACCCGAAGUUGAUGUCGAUAUCAUCAGUAUAUCUGCAGGCUUCUUGUACCACUCACCCAAGCUGCAGGAUGCUGUACAGAAGGCCAGCGCCGCUAACAAACUCAUAUUUGCCGCUGCAUCUAACUGGGGCAACCUGGGUCCCGUGGCAUUCCCGGCGCGCCACGACCUGUACACAAUAUGCGUCUUCUCUACCGACACAUACAAUCGAGCCUCUAAAUUCAACCCAGAACGAAGACCGGAUGCACACAAUUUCGCCAUACUUGGGGAAGACUUUGAGCACCCUCGCGAUGGAAAGCAGCGGGUGUCUGGAACUAGCGCCUCCACGGCGGCAGCGGCAGGCCUCGCGGCUCUCAUUAUUGACUUUUCGCGACAACCUGACAAUGUCGGGGCAAUAGUGAGGGUGGGAGAUGUCAGUAAAAUGGUCGGAAUGAUUGCCAUAUUCAAUUUCAUGUCAGUACGGGCCGGCGAAUUCAAAUGCAUCAUGCCACAGAAAUUGCUUCCGGUCCAUCAUCGUGAUGGGACUAGGCAAGAGAACAGAGCUUAUGUGCGAGAGAGUCUGAAGAGGGCAAUGGAACAGGCCAAUUAA